Messenger RNA from Salvelinus fontinalis (brook trout), 2470 nucleotides. It is a transcript of the gene etnppl, whose product is annotated as ethanolamine-phosphate phospho-lyase. Gene Ontology annotation, molecular function: transaminase activity; ethanolamine-phosphate phospho-lyase activity; pyridoxal phosphate binding. The record is from RefSeq and is a predicted model, not a curated record. Gene Ontology annotation, cellular component: mitochondrion. The transcript is spliced from 13 exons. Bases 87 to 1571 code for a protein of 494 amino acids. NCBI's taxonomy places the organism in Eukaryota, Metazoa, Chordata, Actinopteri, Salmoniformes, Salmonidae.
GUCCGUUGCAACGCAAUUUCUGGACUGACAAAACGGAGAUAAAUGAGGGACAACUGUUCAUUAUCUCUGAAUGAAAGAACGUCAGGAUGACAGCAGAAAUGUUUCCUAAGGAGAAGACCAUUGAUCUUCGGAAAAAGCACAUUGGUCCAUCAUGUAAGGUGUUCUUCAGCCACGAUCCCAUCAAGAUUGUGCGAGCCAAAGGCCAGUACAUGUAUGACGACAAUGGUGUGCGAUACUUGGACUGCAUCAACAACGUUGCACACGUGGGUCACAGUCACCCAAUGGUGGUGAAGGCUGGGGCUGAACAGAUGGAGCUACUGAAUACUAACUCACGCUUCCUGCAUGAUAACCUUGUCCAGUACGCCCAGAGGCUGCAGGCUACUCUACCUGAAAAGCUCUCUGUCUGCUACUUUGUCAACUCAGGCUCUGAAGCCAACGACCUGGCGCUCAGACUGGCCUGGGAGUACACAGGCCACAAAGACAUCAUAACGUUGGACAAUGCAUAUCACGGCCAUGUGUCAUCGCUCAUUAACAUCAGCCCUUAUAAAUUUCAUCAGCUGGCCAAUGCAGAGCAGAGUAAAUCUGUUCACGUGGCUCUGAGCCCUGACCUCUACAGAGGCAACUAUAGACAAGACCAUCCAGACCCCGCCACAGCAUAUGCCGAUGACGUCAACAAUCUUAUACAGAAAGCCCAUGAGAAAGGACACAAGGUUGCUGCUUUUAUUGCAGAGUCGCUGCAGAGUUGUGGUGGGCAAGUCAUCCCGCCUGCAGGCUACUUCCAGAAAGUGGCGCAACAUGUUCACCGGGCUGGUGGCCUAUUCAUCGCUGACGAGGUGCAGGUGGGAUUUGGCCGUGUUGGCACCCACUUCUGGGCCUUCCAGCUACAGGGAGAAGACUUUGUGCCUGACAUUGUCACGAUGGGUAAACCCAUCGGCAACGGGCACCCCAUGUCAUGUGUGGUCACCACAAGAGAGGUAGCAGAGGCCUUCAAGAACUCUGGCAUGGAGUACUUCAACACGUUUGGCGGUAACCCUGUGUCCUGUGCCAUUGGCCUUGCUGUGCUGGACGUGAUUGAGAAAGAGGAUCUCCAAGGCAACGCGCUGCGGGUGGGGGGCUACCUGACACGACUGCUGGAGCAGCAGAAGGAGAAGCAUCCACUGGUGGGGGAUGUCAGGGGUCGUGGCCUGUUUGUUGGGGCGGAGCUUGUGAGAGAUCGGGUGAAACUGACCCCUGCUACAGCGGAAGCCCAGGACAUAAUUUACAAACUGAAGGAACAACACAUCCUACUAAGUGCAGAUGGUCCUCAUCGCAAUGUCCUCAAGUUCAAACCACCCAUGUGCUUCUCUGAGGAGGACGCCGACAUGGUCGUGGAAAAGAUUGACCAGAUUCUCACAGACAUUGAGAAGGCGUUGGGGUUACAAAUGCCCUCCACAGUACAUACAGAGAAUGGAAGCCGUAAGAGAAAUGUUCAACCUGAGGAAAACGGAUGUCAUCAUUCAAAUGGAAUAAGCCAUAGCCGUGAUACGUCUCAACAGCAUGCCUCUCAGCAAAACAAAAGGCUGAGGCCUUAAUGGACUUGUGGAGUUUUGCUACUGUCUUAUAAGACCUGAAUAGUGUGCCCUGCGCACGUUUCACAUGUUUCGAUGGAUAAAGGAAGCGACUUCAUUCUCAAAUCUAUAAUUACUUUUUAUAAACAUUUAUAAUAUGUUAGUUACACAUUGAUGUUAUAAUCCUAAUCUCAGGUACUUUGAAAUGUGAUUGGAAAUUUGGACAGGCAUGUAUAAGGCCUGCUGUUCCUCUGUAUAGAGACAGAAUGCAGAGGAACUAGAAAGCCAUAUUGACAUUUAGGAACAAACUUAAUGUGCUAAUGUCCAGGAUGUCUUUAGAGUCAUGCAUUGAUCCCUCACUGUGACUUCAUAUUAAAUAGUAAAUGACAAUGAUUACAAAUGCUAACUUUUUCAAAGUAUCAUUAUGAAAUAUAAAGAACAUGAUAGGAGGCCUACUGAAAACACUAUAAAGUAGUAUUGGCCAUUGUCAUGUUAUUGCCCACAUUUAGAGAGGUUCUUCAAUGAAAGCGUUGUUCUACAAAAAUGGCAAAUAAACAAUGCAGACAGGGAACGGAAUUGUUGAUCUUUGUGUCUAGCUGCCUCUUGUGUACAUUGAAAGAAAAUGCUGAGGAGCAGAGUUGGCUACACAGAAACCUUGGACAAGACAUGGUGCACUGCUAUGCUAAUUGUGACAAGAACAAGUACCAAAACACUUAGUUAAUAGCCCAGGCGUUUAUUUGCUUAAAUCACGCAACAAUACAGGCGCUUAUGAGAGACAGGCUUCUAUUUUAGCUUUUGCACAUUUGUAUAGUUAAUUGUUUAAUACCAGCUUUUCUUGUACUAAUAUGUUUUCAUUUGCACACCGUGUCACAUUUAUUUUGUCUUACUAUGCCUGUAUAAAAUAAAAUGCAACUUUUCUUUGA